Messenger RNA from Meloidogyne enterolobii, 405 nucleotides. NCBI's taxonomy places the organism in Eukaryota, Metazoa, Nematoda, Chromadorea, Rhabditida, Meloidogynidae. The record is from the annotation of a GenBank genome assembly.
AUGCAUGUUAGUGACAAUUUGUUAAUCAACAAUGAUGUUCUUCGAGCUAUUGGCCAAGGCUGUCGUUCUUUGCAACUUUUAAAUUUGUCAAUGUCUAAUCGUGCGGUUACUGAUACGGGUUUACGCCAUUUGGCGUCAUUAAGUUCGCUUAAUGAAUUACGCUUAACUGGACAUAGAGCUUUGACUGAUGAAACUCUUAUUGAAAUUGCUAAUCAAGGAAAGUUGAAGGUAGGGGAAAACAUGUUUUUUUCGAAUUCUGAUUUUGUUUGGAGUAUUUUGUUGUCCUGUGGUUUUUAUUUUGUUCGUUUUAAAUAUUCUGGUUUUUGUCGUGAAUUUGUUUUGCUUUUUGAAAAUGUUGUGUUUUUAUUAAAAAAUUCUGAUUUUUAUGUUGUUUUUAAAUUCUGA